CCUCAUUUCAUUCGCAUUUUGCUGUCGUGGAGUGACGACUCAUCGCAGGAAAUUUGCGUGUCGGGAAAGGUGUUAUUGCCACGUUUAGUUACAUAUGGUUCAGUAGUGGCAUACAUUUCCCAAAAACUAUGGAAGGUAUGGGAAAGCGGCUAGGCAUCUUUGCAUUUGUGUCCAUUUUGGCGUGUAUUCAUUUAAUAUUUGCAAACGAGAAUGCCGGCGAGGAGCACCGUAGAUUCGAAUACAAAUACAGUUUUAAAGGUCCGCAUCUCAUGCAAGCUGACCACACUAUUCCAUUUUGGACGUUGAUGGGUGAUACUGUUGCUGGAGUUAAUCAAGUCAGGUUGGUUCCAUCUAUUAGAGACAAAAAAGGUUUAGUUUGGUCAAAUCAUCCAUUUCCAUAUGAUUCAUGGGAAAUUGAAGUUCAUAUCAGAAUUGAAGGCAGAGGAAGAGUUGGUGCUGAUGGCCUGGCGAUUUGGUACGUGUCUCAUACUCCAGAAUUAGGUCCUGUAUAUGGUUCAAAGGACUAUUUUCAAGGUGUAGGAAUAUUUCUUGACUCCUUUGAUAACAACAACCAAAAUGACAACCCAGUUAUCAUGAUUGUCACUAAUGAUGGUAGAACAGAAUAUCACCAUGCGAGUGAUGGUGUGAAUCAAAAUUCCGGCAGUUGUUUCCAAGAUUUUCGGAAUAGACCAUACCCUGUCAAACUCAAAAUUAAAUACUCAAAUGGUCUGAUUACGGUCAGUUAUGAUCCUGGCAAUUUGGAGGAUGGUGAUUAUGAAGUUUGUGCUUCAGCUAAUAUUAAUCUACCUCCCAACUAUUACUUUGGUGUUUCAGCAGCAACUGGAGGCCUCGCAGAUGAUCAUGAUGUCAUCAAAUUUUUAACAUGGAGCAUAUCUGAUAAAAAACUAACACCUGAGGAAGAACAAAUCCAAGAAGAAGAGAGAAAGAAAUUGCAAGAGGAUUAUGAUAAGAAUGUAGAGGAUUUCAAUAAAAUGCAAGAAGAAUAUAAGAAGCAACAUCCAGAUGCUGCACAAGAUAUGAAAAAUCCAGAAGAACUGUAUGAAGGGGCGGCGUCUACAGAGCUACGAUCAAUUUUUGAUGUUCAGAAUAGUAUCAAAAAAGACAUAAGGCAAAUUUCCAUCAGUUUGGAUCAAGUGUUAGAACAACAGAGUUUUAUGUUUCGAUCGUUGGAAAGUUUGGAUACAAAAGUAAAGCAGGGUGGUGGUGAUGGGAGUCAACAACCACAUAUACCAGCUGCUGGAGCUGAUGACUCUGCUAAAAAAUAUCAUAUCGAUAAUGUUUUAAAUAUGCAGAGAGAAAGCUAUGAUUCAAUAAAGCAACUGAGAGAAACUCUGAUCAAUUUGCAACAUGUCGUAAAUAACAUGGAUUUGAGAGUUCAGCAAGGGAUAGAAAGAAAACCAAAUCAAGGAGGUGGAACUGAUUCAUAUGAAACUAUUCAAUAUCGGCAAGCAAUGAAUGAAAAAAUGCACGAUUUACAAAACGACAUCGCAUCUCUGUUACGCCGGCCUGUAGCUAAUCCACCAAAGUUACAUUGUCCUGAGCCAGAAAUGCCUUCUUGUAUUUCAUUUGGAGUAUUUCUUGCAAUAGCGGCUGCUCAAGUUAUCAUUUUACUUAUCUAUCAUUCCAUGAGGGCUUCAAGGGAAGAUGCAGCUAAGAAAUUCUUUUAAUGAACAAAAGAUCGGAAUUAAGGUAUUGAACUGAUUUUCAAGUUGGAUUGACGUGAUGUGGGAUUUUAAUACUGUGUGACGAGAAAAGACAAGUGUCCAGAGUGUUGAAAAAUUACAAUAAAUAUGGAUAGAUUAGGACCAAAAGUCUUGAACAUUUUUUUGUCAUAUGCUCGUUCUCACCUUUUUUCUUAUUAUUAAUUGGAAAUGGUAGAUUAAUUAAUUGGUGGUGGGUGGUACAAUUUUUAAUAUUAUUGCGUGGUCGGAGUGUGUGACAUAAGAAAUUUAUUCAAUUUUUUUUUAUUCAUUGUAUGUAGAUUUCUUAUAAUAUUUUGACCCAUAACAUUUGAAGCUGUUGAAACGAAAACCUCCUCUAUAGAGCCAUUGAAGUUUUUUGUCUGUAUACCUAAUUGCUAAAAACAGUGUAUAUUACCCUUCUAUAUUUUGUGCAAUUCUAUGAAACUGCCUAAAGUGAAGCUCUCUAAACAUGCCAAGAGAAGCAAUCGUAUGAAGCAUCACCAUGUCAUUUUUAAUUUAAAAUAUGAUUAUUUAAAUUCAGUGUCUGCUAUUGAAUGCAAUAAUAAAUAAAUAUAUAUAGAAUCUAG
Molecule: messenger RNA, 2290 nt
Organism: Styela clava
Lineage: Eukaryota; Metazoa; Chordata; Ascidiacea; Stolidobranchia; Styelidae
Product: protein ERGIC-53-like
Biological process (GO): endoplasmic reticulum to Golgi vesicle-mediated transport
Cellular component (GO): endoplasmic reticulum membrane; endoplasmic reticulum-Golgi intermediate compartment; COPII-coated ER to Golgi transport vesicle
Molecular function (GO): D-mannose binding
Source: RefSeq, a predicted model, not a curated record